Messenger RNA from Cyprinodon tularosa, 3931 nucleotides. It is a transcript of the gene col28a1a, whose product is annotated as collagen, type XXVIII, alpha 1a. Lineage: Eukaryota; Metazoa; Chordata; Actinopteri; Cyprinodontiformes; Cyprinodontidae. Gene Ontology annotation, molecular function: serine-type endopeptidase inhibitor activity. The record is from RefSeq and is a predicted model, not a curated record. The coding region runs from base 83 to 3511 and encodes 1142 amino acids. The transcript is spliced from 35 exons.
GGAGCAAAAAUUCAGGCUGCUUCAUCAUCUCACUCAUGGAUUAACUUUCUGCUUCUUUUCAUGAACAAAAGCCCACCCUACUAUGAAUGUGCCGGAGCUUGUAAAGAUAUUCGCUCUCAGUCUUGUGCUGUCAUGCCCAAUCAGAUGCCAACACAGAAAGAGGAAAAGCCAGAGAGAUGACAACCAGGUCAUCCAAUAUAAACCCAAAGGCCUGAUCUGCCCGGUGGAAAUCAUGUUCCUGGUCGACAGUACAGAGAACACAAAAUCUGUGCUGUUUGAGCAACAGAAGGAGUUCAUCCGGAGCUUCAGCACCAAGCUAGUGCAGCUUCACGCUACAGGCUGGCGUAUUCGCCUGCGCCUGGCUGCUUUGCAGUAUAGUAGCAACGUCUCAGUAGAGCACAACUUCAGAGACUGGCAGGACCUGGAUGUCUUCCAGAGUAGGGUUGGCUUGAUGAGUUAUAUUGGCCAUGGCUCCUACUCCGCCUAUGCCAUCACCAAUGCCACCAAUGUGUUUAAGCAAGAGACAUCCUCCAACAGCCUCCGGGUGGCGCUGCUGAUGACGGACGGAAGCGACCACCCACGCAGCCCCAGCGCCGUGGCGGCGGCUGCAGAGGCCAAACAGCACAACAUCAGAGUGUUCACCAUCCUGCUGUCUGGACCGCCCAAACCAAGCGCCAUGGGAACAAGGCUGCGAUCCAUCGCCAGCGCCCCCCCACAGCAGCAUAUGUUCAGCCUCAGUGACAGCCAGCUCCACCAAAAGCUCCUGGGAGAAAUAAAUACGAUUGUGACCUCUGGGUGCCCGCAGCCAAAGGAUUGCAUGUGUGAGAAAGGAGAGAAGGGUCGCCCUGGAAGUCCAGGUAAACCAGGGAAGCCUGGGACAGACGGCGCUCCAGGACCAAAAGGAUCUCAGGGAGAACCUGGAACCAACGGACGUCCAGGAAUAGAAGGCCUUCAGGGAAGGCCUGGUAGCAAAGGAGAAAAGGGAGAACAAGGCAAGGUUGGAGCUUUCGGUGCAAAAGGACAAAAGGGUGUUGCUGGACCGUCUGGCUCGGUGGGCCCUAAAGGAGAGCAGGGAGCCAGAGGAGCACCAGGAGACCCGGGUCCAGAAGGACCAGCUGGGCCUAAAGGUGAUCAGGGACUAGGAGGUGUACCUGGACCUCCAGGAGAACCAGGUUCUGGCUUCCCUGGUCCAAAGGGUGACAAGGGGAACCAGGGGAGACCAGGUCCAGCUGGACCGAUGGGUUCUGGUGAGACCGGAGCUCAGGGUCCACCAGGGCCUCCAGGAUUACAAGGUCCUCCUGGGUUUCCAGGCGAGGGUCUAAUUGGACCCCAGGGUGAAAGGGGGUACGAGGGGCCCAAAGGCAGCCGUGGACCUCCUGGACUCGGACGAAAAGGCGAUAAGGGAAGCACAGGUGAACCUGGGCUGCCAGGUUUGGCCGGGGCUCCAGGUGAAGGGCUCCAAGGAGAAAAGGGGGAUCCUGGACCCAUCGGCCCCACAGGUCCCAGAGGGCCUCCAGGACUGCUAAUAGUUGGACCAAAGGGUGAUCAAGGUUUUCCUGGAGAGCCAGGUCUUCAAGGAGAAAGGGGCUCAGGUGAAGCAGGUCCAAAGGGUGAGAAUGGACCUGAUGGGGCUCCUGGAAUACCUGGAAUUCCUGGAGAAGAUGGAGCAGUUGGACCCAAGGGGGAGAGGGGUUUACCGGGACCACGAGGGCCAGAUGGAGAUCCGGGCAGAGGCACACCUGGAGAAAAGGGAGAUCGGGGUGAACGAGGCUCCAGGGGACUCUCAGGCCCUCCAGGACCAGUGGGACCUCCAGGAGCAAAGGGUGAACCAGGAAGCCCAGGAAGUACCGGCCAACCGGGACCUCCUGGACAAAGCUCUGCUGGAACAAAGGGAGAUCCUGGCCCUGUCGGACCAUCCGGACCAGUUGGAGAACCUGGACAGGGAAUAACUGGACCUAAAGGAAGCAAAGGAAGCACUGGAGCUGUUGGGCCGCAGGGACCAAAGGGAGACUCCUUGAUUGGGCCACAGGGUCUGCCAGGUUUGCCAGGACUGCAGGGAGAAACGGGACCUGAAGGAAAAGGACAACCAGGAGCAAAGGGUGAGAGAGGCUUGCCAGGUGUACCAGGACCAUCAGGUCCUUCUGGGACUGGACUUCCUGGACCAAAGGGCUCCACAGGAAAACCUGGCCCACCUGGCACGCCUGGGCCUCCAGGAGAAGGACAGCCAGGACCAAAGGGAGAGCCUGGAUUUCAAGGGCCAGUGGGGUUAAGGGGGUUUCCAGGGCAGAGUCUCCUAGGAGAGAAGGGCAGUCAAGGAUCUCCUGGGCACAAGGGAAGAAAAGGAGAAACAGGAGACUUUGGACCACCUGGUUCCCCUGGACCCAUGGGGAGACCCGGUGAAAAAGGAGAGCCAGGACUUACGAGAGACGAGGUCGUCCAGAUCAUAAAGGAAAUACUGGGAUGUGGAGUCAUGUGCAGAGGGAGUCCACUAGAACUUGUAUUUGUCAUUGAAAGCUCGGAGAGUGUUGGACCAGAACAUUUUGAACUGGUGAAGGACUUUGUGAUUGCCAUUAUUGACCAGCUACCAGUCAGCCAGGGAGCCAGCCGUGUUGGGGUCGUGCUCUACAGCCAUUUGAACAAAGUGGUUGUAAGUCUGCAGCAGCAGCCCAGCAAAGAUGAGAUUAAGGAAGCUGUCAGAACCAUGCCCUACCUGGGUGAGGGCACCUUCACCGGUAGCGCUGUCCAUCGAGCCAAGCAGCUGUUGCAAGCCUCUCGGCCUCAUGUGGGGAAGGUGGCCGUGGUUUUAAUGGCCGCUCAGGCAGAUCGCCGGGAUUUCAUGGAGUUUAAAAAAGCCGUCUCUGAUUCCCAUGAAGAAGGCAUUGAGCUGUUUGUUAUAGCUGUGGGAAACAAGACUGAUCUUUAUGGAGAAUUCCUGACUCAGAUAAGAACGUUUGCCUCAGACCCUGAUGAAGACCAUGUCUACCUCCUGGAUGACUUUCAGAUGUUAUCUGGUCUGGAGAAUAAUCUACUGAAGCAGAUUUGUGAUCAAGAUGCAUCAACAGCGUUUCUACCAAAAUGGUUUUUCUCCUCUGUGGAAACUCAUCUGGAUUAUCCGGAAGACAGGGACUCGACAUUCAUCCCAAAAGAUGAAAACAUAAAGCUUUGGCUUCCAGAUGGAACAGAAUCCCCACAAGUUCCACAGCCAACUGAGUUACAGAGGCCUCUGGAGAAGAAGAUCGAUUCUGAGCUGAUGCUGGAGCCCUCAAUCAGGCAGACAGGCGAACAGGGGAAGCAAACACCUUUCAGUUCUCCUCCGCCUACACUGACACCUGUAUCAGGUCAGGGCUGCAGCCAGCCUCUUGAACCCGGUCCAUGUCGACAGUACACAGUCAGGUGGUACUACGACCCAGAGGCCAACGCCUGCGCCCAGUUUUGGUUCGGAGGUUGCCACGGCAAUGCAAACAACUUUGAGAAUGAAGUGAACUGUAGGAAUGCCUGCGUCUACACGUAGCCGAUCGGCUGCAGGGAGGCUGGGCCUGCUGCCAAUCAGAUUCCUUCAGGGCUGAUAAGAGGACAACACCUGCAGCAUUUAAUCUGUUUUAAUCACUUGAUUUACAGUUUAAAAUGUGGAAUGACAGGUUCCACACUUGAUACGCCCCCAUAGAUCAUAACCAGAUCAUUUAAUGCUCUUCAGUUUGGUCCUAAAGUUAAACCAGUAACGGCACCGAGUUAAACCGCCUCAGUUGGUCAUGAGGAAUUAUACGGAAUCCAGAUUUAAUUUCAUUUCACAAAUGCAGGACUAGUUUUCUCAGGAAUAUAUUAUAUAAAAAGAUCAAUCUAAGUCUAGUUUGAGUGUAACUAAUGUAAGUAUAAAUAUAUCUGGUUUGUUUUUAUAUCAAAGCAACAUUAAAAUAAACAUAAAAAUCUUAAA